AUGACUUUCUCGAUUGCUCGCGUCGCCGCUCUUGCUGUAGCCCUAUGUGGAGCUAUUCAAGUUUCGGCUGCCCCAGUAGAAGCACCAAGGCUCAUCUCUCGUGCUGGUGCUAGCGUUGUCACCAAGUGCUCAGUGCCCAAUACCGUCGCACUCACCUUCGACGAUGGCCCUUAUACUUGGACAAACGAGCUCGUGGACCUACUAGAUGAGAACGGUGCUAAGGGAACCUUUUUCUUUAACGGUGCCAAUUUUGGAUGCAUUUACGACGACGCCAACGCCAAGCGCGUCAAGUAUGUCUACGAUAAAGGCCACCAGGUCGCUUCUCACACCUGGAGACACGAGCGCUUGUCUACUCUUUCGGGCGAUGAGCUCCUAUCCGAGUUUUCCAAGACCGACGAUGCGAUCAAGAAGAUUACUGGUGCCGUCCCUGCCUUUGUGCGGCCACCGUUUGGCGACUAUGAUGAUGACGUUCUCGAGGUUGCAGCCUCUCGCGGACAGACUGUUGCGAAUUGGGACUUUGAUUCCGGAGAUGCCGCCGGUGUUUCGCCCUCCGAGUCUAGGAGCCAAUAUAACAAGUUGAUCAUGUCCGGUCCUGAUAGCAUCUUGACCCUCAAUCACGAGACUAAGCAACCCACUAUUGAGGACGUCAUCCCCUAUGCGAUCCAGCAAAUCAAGGCCAAGGGCUACAAGCUGGUAACAGUAGCCGAGUGCUUGGGCGAAUCGCCCUACCAGUCUACCGGAACUCCCUCUUCUCGUGACUCAAGCUGGAAAUGCUAA
This is a messenger RNA of Rhizoctonia solani, 777 nucleotides long. Its product is annotated as chitin deacetylase. Bases 1 to 777 code for a protein of 258 amino acids. Gene Ontology annotation, biological process: carbohydrate metabolic process. Lineage: Eukaryota; Fungi; Basidiomycota; Agaricomycetes; Cantharellales; Ceratobasidiaceae. The record is from RefSeq and is a predicted model, not a curated record. The transcript is spliced from 11 exons. Gene Ontology annotation, molecular function: hydrolase activity, acting on carbon-nitrogen (but not peptide) bonds.